AAUUGGAAGAAUGUGCAGAACCGGUUGAGGUAUUACAAGCGCGAAUAUAUUAUUGGGAGGAACAUGCUGGCGGCUAGUGGGUUUGAAUGGAAUAAUGAACGCAUGGUGGUUACGGCCCCGGAUGAAGUCUGGGAGGAAUAUCUGAAGUCUCACCCGCAUGCUACACAUCUCCGCGACAAAAGAAUUGAUAGAAUGGAUGACCUUGCGGUUAUCGUCAAGUCCGAUCAAGCAAUGGGACGAUAUGUGCAGGGAAGUACGACUAUGGUCACGUCAUCCUCUCGGAUUCAGCAUGAUCUCAACGAGGCUUGGAGAGACGCUGAAGAUGAUUUUGGGGAUACCAUUGACCUCUCUGAGGACCACGUAGCGGACUCAUCAGGCAAGAAUGUUUCAUCAGAGACUCCAUCGAUGGAAAGACGCGGAACCCGUGGCACUCCUACUCGGACUCCUGAUUCUGAUAGUAGCCGAGGUGGUUCCGCAUCAAAGAAACGUAUGCGGCCUCCUCGUCCCUACGAUGUACUCAGGACCUUUCUUAAUACUGUUGCAGAAGUUAUGCGUGAUUUUAGCCUAGGCAAAAAGGUCAAUCGAACUAGUAAGGUACUUGAUGUACUUGAAGAGGUGCAAGGGUUGACCAACUCAGAGUUUAUCAAAGUUGGUCAGCUGUUGAGCAAGGACAAGAAGCUGACAUCAUUCUUUGUCAGUCUCUGACUCGAGAGGCGUGUCAAGUGGUUAAAGAGAACACUCUGCAAGAACUUUAGUGAUGCAGGAAUUGGGUCGGUCUGACAUGUUGUUACCCAUCGUUCUAAUGAUCUGUUAUUUUGUGAGAAUGAAAUAACUUUUUUAUACGCUGGUGACUGUUUUACCUUUUUUUUUUUCCAUAUGAAUAUUUUGGAUUGAGACAAUUGCUAUAUAGUGUAUACCAAUUUAAAGGGUGUGAGAAGACUUUAUUUUAAUGCGUUAAUAUAGUUUAUAAAUAUGCUUCCACAUGCUUGUUACUGAGCACAUUAACACAGAUAAAGCCACACACAUCGUAUGGACAAAGGGUAUGUACUAUUAGUUAUUUGAAAUUCAAAUCUUUCACUUGAAGAUUUUUUUUUUUGUCAUGGGACAAUUUUUCGUAAUUAGUAAACGUACAUUUUGACCUGCCGCACCAAUCUCAUGCCAAU
This is a messenger RNA of Magnolia sinica, 1163 nucleotides long. RefSeq lists its product as uncharacterized. The record is from RefSeq and is a predicted model, not a curated record. NCBI's taxonomy places the organism in Eukaryota, Viridiplantae, Streptophyta, Magnoliopsida, Magnoliales, Magnoliaceae. The transcript is spliced from 2 exons. The coding region runs from base 64 to 705 and encodes 213 amino acids.